AUGCCCGCUUUUCACCUCUCUCUUCACUACUCUUUCUCUUUCUUUUCACCUCUCUCCCUCUUUCCCCUUCACUCUUUCUUUUCACUUCUCUCUUUCCACCUCUCUCUCUUUCCACCUCUCUCUCUUUCCACCUCUCUCUUUUCCCACCUCUCUUUCCACCACUCUCUCUCUCCAUAUCUCUCUCUUUCCACCUCCCUCGCUCUUUUUCCACAUCCCUGCCUCUUUUCAUUUCUCUCUUUCCACCUCGAUUUCGUUAAAGUGGGCACGCCCAACAAAGCAAAAUACGCUCUCUCUCUCUCUCUCUCUCUCUCUCUUUUGCCCUCUCGUUCUCAUUUUCUUUCUUCUCCCUAUCUCUCCCUUUUUACUCUCACUCUUCUACAAAUUGGCACAUGUAGUCAAAUUCUCAAUCUCGUACCUGUCUCCUUUCCCAAUUGCACUUUCUCGCUCUCUCUUUCCCUUGGCACAUUGAGGCCAUUGCCAAGCACACUCUGUUUGCUUUCCUUCCAUUUUUAUUCUUACAGGCUGACACUUACUCGGCUUCUCUCUCUCUCUAUAUAUAUAUAUAUCUGGCUUAGUACAAAAGGAAGACAUUUCUAUCGUAAGUGA
Messenger RNA from Acanthosepion pharaonis, 606 nucleotides. The record is from the annotation of a GenBank genome assembly. Lineage: Eukaryota; Metazoa; Mollusca; Cephalopoda; Sepiida; Sepiidae.